This is a messenger RNA of Cooperia oncophora, 1401 nucleotides long. The record is from the annotation of a GenBank genome assembly. NCBI's taxonomy places the organism in Eukaryota, Metazoa, Nematoda, Chromadorea, Rhabditida, Trichostrongylidae.
AUGUCGUGCCGGAUUCUCGAGCCCGGUGAGGACUUUUUGGCCCUUGAAGGCAAAGAGUUCAAUGAGAGGAUACGUGGCCCAGACGGUAAAGUCUCACAGGCGAAACUGGACGAAGUCUGGCCACGCCUCCGGGUGUUAGCUCGAGCUCAACCGGCUGAUAAGUACACCUUGGUGAAGGGUAUCAUUGAAAGUAAAGCCACACCUCAGAGGGAAAUUGUCGCUGUAACUGGAGACGGCACCAAUGACGGUCCAGCUCUGAAGAAAGCCGACGUCGGUUUCGCUAUGGGUAUCGCAGGAACCGAUGUAGCUAAAGAGGCUUCAGACAUCAUUCUUACGGACGACAACUUCACUUCAAUCGUUAGGGCUGUUAUGUGGGGUCGUAACGUCUACGAUUCGAUUUCAAAAUUCCUGCAGUUUCAACUCACUGUCAAUGUCGUUGCUGUACUCACUGCAUUUGUCGGAGCUGUCACAGUGUCGGAUUCACCACUGAAGGCUGUCCACAUGCUUUGGAUAAAUUUGAUCAUGGACACAUUAGCAUCUUUAGCUUGUUGGACCAUAUACGGAGAGUGCUGCCUAGUGAAAAGCUGCAUGAACCGAGAAGGUGACCGCAUCUUCGGCAUCAAGUCCGGUCUGUAUGCACCUCUUUUCGCCCCACCUUCUCAACACUUCACUAUCGUCUUCAAUGCAUUCGUCAUGAUGACCCUGUUCAACGAGAUCAACGCCAGAAAGGUUCACGGCGAACGCAACGUUUUCAAGGCAGGUUUCAUGACUGUAGUAAUGAUCGAGUAUUUGCGUGAUUUGGGUGUCGACGUUUAUCGGCCAAAUUCUCAUCACUCAAUUCGGUGCAGCGUGUGGAUCGUCUGCCUUGCACUAGGCGUUUCAACUCUUCUCUGGGGUCAGGUUGUGGCUACGAUUCCAAGUAAGAAACUGCCCAAGACUUGGAAGGUCGGACGUGGAGAGGUGGAACCGUCAAAGAUUCACAUUAAUGGCGACUACAAUGUACGCACUAGAUCGCGUGCGCUGACUGUCCGUCGUUCAGGAAAAUCGUUAUGGAUGAGAGGAAUGUUCCUCAUGGGACAACAUCUCCGUACGAUUCGUGCAUUCCAAAUGCGUGACAGGAACAUCGGCAAAACUGCACCCACGAUGACAGCGGAAGCGGCAGAGCGGUGGCGAUCCAGUUAUCGGAAGUAUCGGCAUCAAAAACACCAUGAGAAAAAAGCGGCAGCGGAACGUGCCGAAACGGAAAGAGCCAAGUUGCCACCUGAUAUGAAAGAAAAAAAGAAGACCUUUAAACAAAUAAAAGCUGUCGUUCGUGGAAGAUCACUCGAGAAACACGAGCAUCAUCAGCAGCACAAGAAAAAACACCAUUCAGUAGAUAUCGACGAUUUAGAGAAAGCGUAG